UGUCCCGUGGCAAACGUAGGAUCCUCGGGCCACCCGAUUCUUGCGCCGAUAAGCCGUUCGUUGAAAUGCUCUUUUCUGCUGAUGGGAGAGAUCUGCGGUGCGACGACUUGAUUAACCCCCAAAUCUCACUUCGCUGCCCGUCACUUCUUACCGAAAAGCCCUCGGCAGGUGCUGAUAUGUCGUGUUCCCACCCGCGCCCGGAACGGAGCUCUCAGAUGGGAGUUGGUCCUCCCCAACCUCCACUCUCGCGACGCUCCCCACCCCACCUUCUUCCAUUAAUAUAUUGACCUUCUUCUUCACCUCCUCUUCUCUCUCUCUCUCUCUCUCUCUCUCUCCGUGGCUUCUCUUCAUGCCUUCGCCUGCUCUAGGGUUUCUCCCCGGCCAUGAAGUGCUUCCAUUUCUCCAGCGGCGACGCCGGCGGCACCUUCGAUGACGCCGGAUCCAGGGUCUCCCGCCUCUCCUGGGCACGCUCCCUCAGCAUCGCGUCCACCUCCUCCUCGCUCGGACUCGAGCCACGGCGGGCCGAGCUCGACCCCGGCUGGGACCUCCCAUGCCCGGCGACCGCCGGGCCGCCCGAGGGCCUCCGCGCGUUCGCGUUCUCGGAGCUGAAGGCCGCCACCAGGGGGUUCGGCCGAUCCCUCCUGAUCGGCGAGGGCGGGUUCGGGUGCGUCUACAGGGGUGUCGUCACGGUCGCAGGCGACGACGGCGCCGCCGAGACGAUGGACGUCGCUGUAAAGCAGUUGAACCGGCACGGGUUGCAGGGGCACAAGGAAUGGGUUACUGAAGUCAAUUUUCUUGGUGUAGUGAAGCAUCCAAAUCUUGUCAAGUUGGUGGGUUAUUGUGCUGAAGAUGAUGAGAGGGGGAUUCAAAGGCUUCUUGUUUAUGAAUUGAUGCGCAAUAAAAGCUUGGAGGAUCACUUAUUAUCUCGAGUUUCAUCAGCUCUCUCAUGGUCUCUAAGGUUAAAGAUUGCACUAGAUGCUGCACGUGGUUUAGCAUACCUCCACGAAGAAAUGGAUUUUCAGUUAAUAUUUCGGGAUUUUAAGACAUCCAACAUUUUGCUAGAUGAAGAUUUCAAUGCCAAGCUCUCAGACUUUGGUUUUGCUAGGCAUGGCCCAACAGCAGGAGUUGGUCAUGUUGAGACAUCAGUAGUUGGCACCGUUGGCUAUGCUGCUCCAGAGUACAUCCACACCGGAAAAUUAACUGCUAAAAGCGAUGUAUGGAGUUUCGGUGUGGUUCUUUAUGAACUUGUAACAGGAAGGCGGUCCUUAGAUAGGAACCUACCAAGAAGUGAACAAAAGCUCUUGGAGUGGGUAAAACCUUUUGCAACGGACCCCAAAAAGCUCCACACUAUUAUGGAUUCACGACUCGAAGGGAAGUAUUGCUUAGAAUCUGCUCAGAAUCUAGUGGCUUUGGCAAACAGAUGCCUAAAGAAGCAACCAAAGUCACGUCCUAGAAUGAGCGAGGUGGUCGAGAUGCUUGAUCAGAUCAUUAAGACGUCUAACAGUGAGACUACAGAAACCAUCACCAGUACAUCAAUCUCUCCGGGGGAGGAUGCUGCUGACACGAAAAAGCUGUCAAGAGAUAAAAGUUCCAGGAGCAGGGUCUUCGAAAUCAAGGAUAUGCUCACCCUAAAGAAUAACUCUGUGGGGAGGUUAUACUGGAGAUCAUUGGCUUCAGGACCGAUUGCAAGGAUGGCAAGGAAUCGGCCAUAAGCUUGCAUGGUGGAGUUCAAUUCUUGGUUUCUUUUGGUACUGGUGGAUGAGUUAGCAGCAGGCAAGGUUUUGGUACUAGUUCUACUGUUCUACUUGAAUCAUCUCGAUCUCUUUCCUUCACCAUUCACAGAAACGACAGAACGGAUGUCUGUUCCUGUGUUCAAUUGUUUAGCAUCUUGCGUCUGAACGACGCUUCUUGGUGUUCAACCGAUGUACAAAGUUUUCAAAGCAGAAGAACAAUGUGUUUUUCC
Molecule: messenger RNA, 1963 nt
Organism: Musa acuminata subsp. malaccensis (wild Malaysian banana)
Lineage: Eukaryota; Viridiplantae; Streptophyta; Magnoliopsida; Zingiberales; Musaceae
Product: serine/threonine-protein kinase PCRK1
Biological process (GO): protein phosphorylation
Molecular function (GO): ATP binding; protein kinase activity
Source: RefSeq, a predicted model, not a curated record